GAUGAUGCCACUAGCUGUGCGCUUAAGUUAUUUCUUACCCUGAUUCUUACUAUAGGCCGUAUACGCUUUCAUUUGUUAACAAUCGUUGUUAUCUCUCGAAGUGACCUUGCAUCGAGCUCUUGUUGCAAGCGGGUGACGUGGUCAACCUGGCGGCGUUGUACUGUUAAGCGCGCGUCUUGCGAGUAG
Molecule: messenger RNA, 186 nt
Organism: Bipolaris zeicola 26-R-13
Lineage: Eukaryota; Fungi; Ascomycota; Dothideomycetes; Pleosporales; Pleosporaceae
Exons: 1
Source: RefSeq, a predicted model, not a curated record